UAUUAUUUAUGUGUAUUUUUGUAUCAGGUAAUCUACUGUAACCAAGCUUGCCAAAAGAUGCACUGGUUUACCCACAAGAAAGUCUGCAAAAUACUCAAAGAGCAGAGAGAGAAGCAAGAGGCAGAAUCAGCCGAACUAAGGAUGCAGCAGAGCAAAGAAGAGAGUAACGCCCUCCAGGAGGCCACAGACUCUAUGCAGGAGAUGUCAGUGGAGAGUGACAGUGACGGCGUCUUCUCUUCCACCUCAGCAGACACUAUAAACUCCAGCCCCGUCGCAACUGGUGACAACUAAGGAAAGUGUUCGAGAAGACAUCAGCAGAGAUGAGACGCCUGUGCUCCGCAAAUGUCUCUUCUACAAUACAACACGAAUACACAAAAAUGGCAAAUUGGUGGGGAGACUGACGCCAGACUGCUCCCUAGUCUGUGCGGUCAUGCUGUCGUUCGCAUGAGACAGCCACCGUGGCAGAGCGGCGUGUAAAGCGUCCAGCGAAGGUUUGUGCCACAGCAGUCAUCGGUUUUUCUUUUACACAUGCAAAUUUUUUAGACUGUAUUGUCAAAAUAAAUGUGUAAAUUGUGUAGACUGUUGUGUUUAUGAUGGUCACAGGGAG
Molecule: messenger RNA, 607 nt
Organism: Thalassophryne amazonica
Lineage: Eukaryota; Metazoa; Chordata; Actinopteri; Batrachoidiformes; Batrachoididae
Product: ankyrin repeat and MYND domain-containing protein 2-like
Exons: 2
Coding region: 58-291 (77 amino acids)
Source: RefSeq, a predicted model, not a curated record